Nannospalax galili (Upper Galilee mountains blind mole rat) is the source of this 2386-nucleotide messenger RNA. RefSeq names its product F-box and leucine rich repeat protein 21, pseudogene (gene Fbxl21p). The record is from RefSeq and is a predicted model, not a curated record. The transcript is spliced from 6 exons. NCBI's taxonomy places the organism in Eukaryota, Metazoa, Chordata, Mammalia, Rodentia, Spalacidae. Gene Ontology annotation, molecular function: protein binding. Gene Ontology annotation, biological process: G2/M transition of mitotic cell cycle; SCF-dependent proteasomal ubiquitin-dependent protein catabolic process; regulation of cell cycle. Gene Ontology annotation, cellular component: cytosol; nucleus; SCF ubiquitin ligase complex. Bases 231 to 1535 code for a protein of 434 amino acids.
UGGAACUGAAGUCAGGUGGCUGACUGUGAGGACCCCAUGGCAGCAGGUGCUUCGUUGCAUUGGUUCAGAGUCAGCUGCAACUUGGAAACUUUCUUUAGCGAUUUUAUAGGUCAGCCCUGCUUCUGGGAUCCAACUCUAUGUAGUAGUUAAGAAAUGUUUCGCAUCACACAGACUGAAUCACAGGACAGACACAUUUAUGUUGUAAAUAAAUAUUUCAGUAGAUUUGAAGAAUGAAGAGGAAUAAUUUCUCUGCUGUGAAUAAAAUUGUCCAAUCUUCACCAGUAGUGAAACAGCCCAAACGUGGGUUCUGCUCUUCUCUCAACCAGACUCACAUGUGCAAUGUUCUUCUAGACUGGGGGAGUUUGCCUCACCAUGUGAUACUACACAUUUUUCAGUAUCUUCCUUUAAUAGAUCGAGCCCGAGCAUCUUCUGUGUGUAGGAGAUGGAAUGAAGUGUUUCAUAUACCUGACCUCUGGAGGAAGUUUGAGUUUGAGCUGAACCACUCAGCAACCUCAUAUUUUAAAUCCACUCAUCCUGAUCUCAUUCAGCAGAUCAUUAAGAAACAUGCUGCACAUCUUCAGUAUGUCAGUUUUAAGGUUGAUAGUAGCGCUGAGUCGGCAGAGGCUGCCUGUGACAUACUUUCUCAGCUGGUAAAUUGUUCUAUCCAGACCUUGGGACUGAUUUCAACAGCAAAACCAAGUUUUAUGAACAUGCCAAAGUCUCAUUUUGUGUCAGCACUUACAGUUGUGUUUGUCAACUCAAAGUCAUUAUCAUCAAUUAAAAUUGAGGACACGCCAGUGGAUGAUCCUUCAUUGAAGAUUCUUGUGGCCAACAAUGGUGAUACUCUGCGACUGCUAAAAAUGAGUAGCUGUCCUCAUGUUUCAUCUGAUGGAAUUCUUUGUGUAGCUGACCACUGUCAAGGUCUCAGAGAACUGGCAUUGAAUUACUACAUUCUAAGUGAUGAACUUCUCCUUGCACUUUCAAGGGAGACUCACGUUAACCUUGAACAUCUUCGAAUUGAUGUUGUAAGUGAAAAUCCUGGACAGAUUAAGUUUCAUUCUAUUAAAAAGCACAGUUGGGAUGCACUGAUUAAACAUUCUCCUGGAGUUAAUGUUGUCAUGUACUUCUUUUUAUAUGAAGAGGAAUUUGAGACAUUCUUCAAAGAAGAAACCCCUGUUACUCACCUUUAUUUUGGGCGUUCAGUAAGCAAAACCAUUUUAGGCCGGAUAGGUCUUAACUGCCCACGACUAAUUGAGCUAGUCGUGUGUGCAAAUGGUCUCCAGCCUCUUGAUAAUGAACUUAUUUGUAUUGCUGAACAUUGUAAAAAUUUAACAGCCUUAGGCCUCAGUGAAUGUGAGGUUAGCUGUAGUGCGUUUAUUGAGUUUGUAAAACUCUGUGGCAGAAGGCUAACCCAGCUGUGUAUCAUGGAGGAAGUUCUCAUCUCUGAUGACAGUUAUAACCCAGAUGAAGUUCACACUGAAGUCUCUAAGUACCUGGGAAGAGUGUGGUUCCCAGAUGUGAUGCCUGUCUGGUAACCAGCUACCAAAGAUUCUGAACUUUCUGUUAUCACUAGGAUUAGCUGCUGUCUGUCUAUGCAAAAGUAAAUUUUAAGCCACAUUGCUGAAAUAUUUAAAGUAUUUUCUGUUUGCCAGUUAUCUUCGUGGAUUGCUGUAGAAUCAUUUGAAAAAGUAUAACAAAUUUGAAUAGCCAAAAAUCUUUGUCAGUAGGACACAGUCACUAUGUAGAUUAGAUGCUGAGAGGGUAAAGGCUACAGAUGGUUACUUGAUUUCUCAGCCUUCUUUGCAGGCAUAUUUCAGCUUACUAAUUAAAGUUAUAUUAAAUUUAUAAUUAAUGCAUAAUUUUAAUUUACAGUAUUUGAGCUCUGUAAGUUUUGUGUUUUGUGUUAUAAUUUCAUAUUGUUUUCAUUUUAUCUAGUUCCUCUCUGUACCAAUACAUGUUUUACAAAAUGCAGAGUGUUAAAAAUCAAGCUAUCAUUAUCCAGGUUUACUUAAUUGUACUUAAAAGUUUUUGCAUCUUGUGAUUUAGUAACUUCUAACUUCCAGUGUACUGUAAAUUCUAUUUUAUAUUAAGCUGGAAAAUAAUUGACAUUAUAUUACAGUGCAGAAAUACUAUUUCAUUUCAUAGAAAUACAAUGAGUGGAAAAUACUAUGAUUGUUAAUUGAUAAAUACAGUAUGUGGAUAAAGUUUUGUAGGACGUGUUUGAGAAUCAUCAGUAUUUACUAGCCUACUGCUAUAGAUCUGUGACUGCUGAAUCUUCUGCCUAAGUGACCUCAUGUUUAAUAGUAACACUGUUAGAAUUCUUCACUGGCUGUUGUUUUCAGGAUGAAAUUCUGUUCUUCUUUAAAUAUGUUAUUUAUUAUUUUUA